This is a messenger RNA of Carassius carassius (crucian carp), 2253 nucleotides long. RefSeq names its product EGF-containing fibulin-like extracellular matrix protein 2. Lineage: Eukaryota; Metazoa; Chordata; Actinopteri; Cypriniformes; Cyprinidae. The transcript is spliced from 11 exons. Gene Ontology annotation, molecular function: calcium ion binding. The coding region runs from base 203 to 1519 and encodes 438 amino acids. The record is from RefSeq and is a predicted model, not a curated record.
UUUCCUCACAUUUGCAAUACACUUUCAAACAGCCAUCACUGCCCAGGUCCUGUCUGCUGUCACAGAGCUCUAAAAGCAGUCUUCUAAACGGAGAGGGAGAGAGAAAUCAAUAGGCACAGAGAUAGAAGAACGAAACAACUUCUGCUGGACAGACUUCAGAAACUGUGUGUGUGGCAGGGUGAAUGUCCUGUACCCUGUAACUAUGAAGGCCACAUAUGUGCUACUUUGCGUGGGUCUGGUUGUUCUUCCUGCUACAAUCUGUCAGUCUCCUGCUGAACGUGACUCUUACACAGAGUGUACAGAUGGCUAUGAGUGGGACGUGCAGACUCAACUCUGUCGAGACAUAAACGAGUGUGAGACUAUACAGCAGGCUUGUCAGGGAGAGAUGAAAUGCUUUAAUCACUAUGGUGGUUACCUGUGCCUUCCUCGCUCGGCCUCUGUGAUCACUGCACCUGAAGCCUCCAGCCAAUCAGAGCCCAGCGUGCCUGUGGAGAGUAACGAGGCCUUUAACCCCUGUCCUGUAGGCUACAGGGCCCAAGGAGAGUCCUGUGUGGACAUUGAUGAGUGUGAAUUGGACUUGCAUGACUGUCAGCCCAGCCAGGAAUGCAUCAACACCGUGGGCACCUACACAUGUCAGUGCCCUGACGGCUACAGCAAGAUUGGCAUAGAGUGUGUGGAUAUCGACGAGUGCAGGUACAGGUACUGUCAGCAUCGCUGCGUGAAUGUGCCAGGAUCUUUCUCUUGUGAAUGUGAGCCUGGCUUCCAAUUGGCAGGAAACAACAGAUCCUGUGUUGAUGUAAAUGAGUGUGAGAUGGGAGCACCUUGUCAACAAAGAUGUUACAACAGUUAUGGUACAUUUCUGUGUCGCUGUGAUCAAGGCUAUGACCUGGGACCUGAUGGCUUCUCAUGCAAUGAUAUUGAUGAGUGCAGCUAUUCCAGUUUCCUUUGCCAGUUUCAGUGUGUGAACGAGCCGGGAAGAUUCUCCUGUGUAUGUCCAGAAGGUUACGAGCUAGUUGGAACACGACUCUGCCAGGAUGUGAAUGAGUGUGAGACAGGCACUCAUCAGUGUGGGGAGGGACAGGCCUGUGUGAACAUCCAUGGUGGACAUCAAUGUGUCAACUCCAACCGCUGCCAGAACCCAUACGUCCAGGUCUCAGAGAAUCGUUGUAUAUGUCCAGUGGUGAAGCCAGAGUGUCGUGACCUGCCCUUCUCCAUUGUGCAUCGAUACAUGAGCAUCACCUCCGAACGCUCGGUUCCCUCUGACAUCUUCCAGAUCCAGGCCACCAGCGUCUAUCCUGGAGCCUACAACUCCUUCCGCAUUCGUUCUGGAGAUGAAAAUGAUGACUUCUACAUACGGCAAAUCAACAACAUCAGUGCCAUGUUGGUUUUGGCCAAAGCAGUGACUGGACCAAAGGAGUACGUCAUCGAUCUGGAGAUGGUGUCUGUCAAUCCUCUCGUAAACUACCAGACCAGCUCUGUUCUGCGUCUCUCUGUUUAUGUUGGGCCUCAUGCUUUCUGAGAGAGAUGGAGAGACAAACAUAGGAAAAACACUGUAUGAAUACAGUAUAUACAAUGCAGUAUAUACAAGAAUAUCUUUAUUCAGUCUAUUUCUGCUUUUGUGUGUUAAAAAUUGGCAACACAGAUCCACAAAUCACCACCUUAAUGAUGUGAAAUGAUCUGUUUUUGAGGCUGACUGCAGGCCGUUGACUGCAGCCCUAUUCUGGGAAGCGCUAAAGCAUCUGAACAUUCAUUCCUCUCACUUUGUCACCAUGGACUCAUUCUCACUCAUACAUGCAGCGUACAAGCACACACCAUAAACACACACAUAUCUGCUGCAGAUAUUUCAGAAAGAAACAUCAGGAUAUAAUUUAAUUUCAAUCGCCAUUUAACAAAACAAAAAAAUGUUUAGAAUUAUCUAAGCGACAUACAAUACACAUUCCAAAGAACUUUUGUAAUUGCAUUUAUGUAGUGUAAUACUGUGUCAUUUCAGAAAACACUAACACACUAAAGAAAAAUCCAGGUUUCUAUAAGCCUUAAAUGAGAACUCAUUUUUAUUUUACAUUUUUUUUAACAUCAAGUGUUGCAAAUUCUCUAAUGCUUAUUGAAUUCUGUACUUCUACUUGUUUACUCAGACUACGAAAUUAUACAAAAAUCGUUUUCUUUAGUUUUAUUUUUUGCAUAAUUUCAUUGUUAAAGUAAAAAAAAAACGGUGUAAAAGUAAUACAUUAAAGAAAACAAUUCUAAUCCUCCCUU